This is a messenger RNA of Mycosarcoma maydis (corn smut), 1572 nucleotides long. RefSeq lists its product as uncharacterized. Gene Ontology annotation, molecular function: L-lysine transmembrane transporter activity; L-tyrosine transmembrane transporter activity; L-serine transmembrane transporter activity. Gene Ontology annotation, biological process: amino acid transmembrane transport. The record is from RefSeq and is a predicted model, not a curated record. NCBI's taxonomy places the organism in Eukaryota, Fungi, Basidiomycota, Ustilaginomycetes, Ustilaginales. Gene Ontology annotation, cellular component: fungal-type vacuole membrane. The transcript has a single exon. The coding region runs from base 1 to 1572 and encodes 523 amino acids.
AUGGUUGUCGUCAAAUAUGCUCAGGAUGAAGCACGCCAUCCACCACUACCAUCUCGUCUUCGCCAUUCCCUAUCAAAGCAGCGUCAGAGAAGCGCACGCAUUGUCUCUACCGCGUCCAUAGCUCCCGAAGGCAAAGCCACCUUAGUCUCGUCGAUCAGCAACCUCACCAACACCAUCAUCGGCACCGGAAUGCUUGCAACGCCUGGAGCGUUCAAGUACACCGGUUUGGUUUUGGGACCCUUGCUCAUUGUUUUCUGCGGCUUUACUGCUGCUCUUGGACUCUACCUGCUCACACGAUGCGCCGCUCGUGUCGGCGGUCGCAAGAACAGCUUCUUCACCAUCGCCAGCCAAGCCCUGCCCGCGGGUGCGUGGUACUUUGACCUCGCCAUCGCACUCAAGUGCUACGGUGUCAGCAUCUCCUACCUUAUCAUUUGCGGCCAACUCAUGCCGCAGGUCAUCAUGAGUUUCUUCCGAGCUUUCAAUAGAGACGUCCAUCAGAUCCCGCAACUCUUUCUCGAUCGAAGCUUCUGGAUCUUGGCGCUGAUCAUCCUGCUCAUCCCGCUAUGCUUUCUGCGAAGGCUCGACUCAUUACGGCAUACUUCAUAUCUCAGCUUGCUCGCGGUGUUGUAUUUGGUGAUCAUUGUGCUGCACUACAGCUUUAGUAGUGACGCCAAGGCUACGCUUCCGCCAAAGGGCGAGGUGGAGCUCGUCAAUCUGUCGUGGCACACGAUUAGCAUCUUCCCCGUAUUUGUUUUUGCCUUCACGUGCGCGCAGAACAUGCUUCCCGUCUACAACGAACUAUUCAACAACCACGAGCGUCGGGUAAAUUCUGCGAUUGGUUCGUCGAUCGGGACGGGUGCCACGGUGUACUUGAUCGUCGGCGUGCUGGGAUAUCUGAGCUUCGGUGGAAAUGUUGGCGAUAACAUCAUUGCUAUGUAUCCGAGCACCAGCUUGUUCGUCUGCUUCGGUAGGGUGAGCAUCAUCAUCCUGACUAUCUUUAGCUAUCCGUUGCAGGUGCAUCCGUGUCGGGCGAGUUUGGAUAAAGUCUUUUCGAGAGCUAGUCGACGUCAGCAGAUUCUGGACGAUGCUGCUGCUGCAUCUGCCAUGGAUGGGGCAAACGAAGAGGCUGAUGCGAUAGAGCCGUACCACGACGACGACGAGGAUGCCAUCGACGACGAGGAAGCUCCGCUGCGGCCGUCCUCAUCGCAGACGACGCAUCAAGCAGCGCAAGCGUCGGACGACGACAUUCCUCUCGCCAAAUGGUGUUUCAUGACCGCCGCUAUCCUCAGCACCACCUUCGUCAUCAGCCUACUGGUCGACGACCUCUCGAUCAUCCUCGGUUUCGUAGGCUCCGUCGGCAGCACCACCAUCAGCUUCAUCCUCCCUGGCGUUCUCUACGCAUCCCUCUUCCGUGAUCAGCCCAACUCGAGACUACGAAAAGCAGCCGUCGCUCUCGCUGCUUGGGGUGUCAUCGUGCUGGUCGUCGCCUUGUCAGCCAAUAUCCUCAAACUCGUCCAUGCGCAAGUGCCAAGUUCGCUUCUCGUCACGACCGUCGCAAAGGGUAGACCCUAG